Hemicordylus capensis (graceful crag lizard) is the source of this 3001-nucleotide messenger RNA. It is a transcript of the gene TCTN3, whose product is annotated as tectonic family member 3. The transcript has 14 exons. Gene Ontology annotation, biological process: cilium assembly; smoothened signaling pathway. Lineage: Eukaryota; Metazoa; Chordata; Lepidosauria; Squamata; Cordylidae. Bases 149 to 1954 code for a protein of 601 amino acids. The record is from RefSeq and is a predicted model, not a curated record.
AAGCCUCAAUGGUAGAAAGCAGCUUUUACGCCUCACAUUAAUAUAAAUAAUGUGUUCUUAUCUUUAAUUUGACUGACGCAUUUCUUCUGAGCCCUUACGUCACAGGUGUGCGACUUUGGUCGCUUAGCAACAGAGAGAUGUCUCCGUUAUGGCCGCGGUGCGGUGGAUGCUCUGGUUGCUUCUCUUGACGUUGGUGCUGGAGUCGGGGAAGGCUGAGCCCGAGACUGAAAACGGCACCCUCUUUGCAGGGGAAAGCCCCACGAAUGGGCCGGAGACGGAAAACGGCACCCUCCUCGCAGGGGAAGGUGUCAGUCCCACGAAUGAGACGCGUCCGCGCGAGACACCCACGAUCCAGAGGGAAGAGGGACCCGUACCCAGAGAGGGCGUGUUGUCAAGCUGCCCUUGUGACCUGCAUCCCGGCUCCUGCGACCUCAACUGUUGCUGUGAUUCAAGCUGCGGAUCCGGAUGCAACCUGGGAGGUCCCGAGUGUCCCUUUUCUUUCUGUCUUCCAGGCAGCACCAGGGCUGUGAGUUGGAUGUGUCUGGAGAAGUCCCUCAUUUUCCGAAAUAACACUCCUUACCACACUGAGAUUCUCCCUGGUCCUGAUGGAUGUGUGUCGCUGUUCUGUGUGCAGUUAAAAGAUCCGAAGCUGAACUAUUUACUGCAGCCACAGGCAGUUACAAAAGCAAACUUUCCUGCACUCUUAGCAGAAUAUGGAGGGUCAUCUUUCACCUUACAAGAACAAGUUCAGCAGUCUCCAUCUGCCUUUUACCGGGUGGGGGAUCCAGUGCAGACUUACUUUGCUGCAUCAUCUGUACUGAGUGUGCUAAAACAACCAACGAGAAUGGUUGCCAGCCAACUUUGUACUGAUGAGAAUCCUGCUGGUUUCCUGGAGAGUAAAACCACAAGCUGCAUUCGGAUCUUUACUGACCUGAGAAGCAGCUGUACUACUGACCCUGCGCUAGAUGCAGCUUCAUAUUAUCGGGACUUCAGUGUGUUGAAGGUCCCAGUAAACAUGACUGUUUUCCAACCUUUACAGGCGAACAUUUUCCCUGUUUCAAAGCCUGCAUCUCCCUCUCUGAAUGACAACAUUUGCUACAACGUUGUUUCUGAGGUCACCUAUGAGGUGGAGUUCAAUGGCGUCCAUGGCAUUCAGAAUGUUUCUGUCCAGUUCAAAGUGGCCAACAUAUCUGGGAACCCAGGAUCUACGCUACAACAGCACUUUUCUUUGCACUUUUGGAGUAGAAGCCCUUCUUUCACCAAACAGAGAAGUGGGAAUCCUGGAUAUAUUAUUGGAGCACCCCUAAUUGCGAUGUACAGUAACACCCAGCAACAUGUAACCAUUUUGCAGAAUCAAGGCAAUGGACAGUGCUCGGCAACAGAGAGGUACAGGAUACAGUUUGGAGAAAAUGUGAGGACAGACUGUCAGUUCAGCAUAUCUUUGAAGCUGGGGGAAGCAAACUGUAGCCUCUUGCAAGAGAUGUUGUAUCAAGCCUUCCAGGGGAAAUACAUCCCAGGCAGCUUGGCCAUCAUUGGCAACGCUGACCCCACCCAUCCAGGAGAAUGGAACCAAAUAGUCACCCAGAAAUGCAGUGUGCAGGGUGAGCAUUGUAUGGUUCCCAUUUCCUUAGAGAUCCAAGUGCUGUGGGCUCAGGUGGGCCUCCUGUCUAACCCGCAAGCUCAAGUCUUGGGAGCACGGUACCUUUAUCUCUGCAUGCCUCUAAAGUCUCUUGGCACAGAUAUGAACAUGUUGUCUUUGACGACCACGGUUGCUUUUACGGAUGCUACCAAAAGGCCGGAACCACCACGUGGUCAGCCCAGAGUGUACUGGAAACUCCCAUUUGAUUUCUUCUUCCCUUUCAAAGUGGCAUUGAGUGGGGCUGGGAACAGCUCAGGAAGCCAAACGGGGACUCUGCUGGUGGCUUUAAUAUUGUGUGAAGCACUCUUCUUGUGAAGUGGAGAAACAUCUUUCUAAUAGAAGAAAAUCUGCAAAGGAAAUCAUACUUGCAGUGAUCUACUCUGCAAUCUGAACAAAUAGUCUCGUGGCUAAAGGAGUGCUCUAGAGACAGUCUGUCCGCCCAGUGGAGGGAGCAGAGCAGAACCUGUGGGUCAGAAGGCUGAGAUGCUUGCACAAGGAUUUAUUCACAUAACUAGCUGCGUCUUGUGGUGACCUGUUGAACAGUCACCAGCCAAUGACAAGCUGGUCACAUGCACAUACCACCACACACAAAAUUUGGCUUUUAAGCACAGGAUCGGAUGAACAAACAGGUGUGCCAGGAAGACAUGCCAUGACUGUUUACGGAUGGUUUUCCUUUCUCCCUGUGGCAAAAGCUCUUUAGUUCAUAAACAUACAUGAGUGGGAUCCAAAGUAAUUGGGGCAGAGUUGGUUCCAUGCUCCUUCAGUCCCCUGAACCUCUCCACCAUGGAAGUGUUUUGGUGUGAAUACAGGCCUCUUUGGAUUCCAGCUAUGAAUUCUUAUUCUUGAAGGUGAAGUUUCUAUCAAAGUUGGACAAGACCUGUAACUUUGAAUCUGCUUGCCCUUGCCCAUUGCCAGGGGAAGCUUGGGACACUUGAUAACUUCUAAAGAAAAUAACCACUAUCUUCAUGGAGUAUUAUUAUCAAUAUCAGUUUUUAAUACCUUAAUCAUGCCCUUGUUGGCAUGAGUCACCUUUAUGGUACCAGUUCUUUGCCUCUGUAUCAGUAGGCAUGGUAAGACAUAGCCUUUCCCAGAGGAGUCAAUCGGGGACAUGAGGAUUACUGAACCUCCCUGCAAUCUUUAAUGAUGUAAUUGAAGCUGGCCUGGUGCUGGAUUCUGUUAUUUGAUGGAACUUGUGCACACUAUUAAUUACACCAUAUCAAUAUGAGUAUUAGUUAGAAUCAGGACUUUUAUUUUGUCUUCAUUGCAACCUAUGAUCUACUGAAGAUUUCUAGUUUUAAUACAUUUUAAUAAAGCAACCUACUUGACUGGAUGCAUUAUAUAACAUAAAGAAUUACUAAAGUA